Molecule: messenger RNA, 1375 nt
Organism: Penaeus chinensis
Lineage: Eukaryota; Metazoa; Arthropoda; Malacostraca; Decapoda; Penaeidae
Gene: fs(2)ltoPP43
Product: probable RNA polymerase II nuclear localization protein SLC7A6OS
Exons: 8
Coding region: 115-1056 (313 amino acids)
Biological process (GO): developmental process
Source: RefSeq, a predicted model, not a curated record
CGAAGCCAGGGUGAAGAGAAUCGGAGGCGCUGGGAUCAACGGAAAGUAAACAAACGUGGUGGAAGCUUCAUCCACUUUGGAACUUCUGUAAAAAUACAUCUCAGACACACCAAGAUGGCAACAAUCAUCCGUAUAAAGAGACGACACGAUGAGGAACCUACAGAGAAUAUCCUCAUUAAAGCCAAGCGCAGUCGAGUAGAGGAAGAUGACGGGGCAGCUGCUCUGUGUGAAUCUUCUCCAGAAUCCAGUCACGCCAUCAUGACCAGAGUUGGAACUGUGAAUUCCAAGGAAGAUGAUGUGCAACAACAUGUUUUGAAAGUGAUGAAGGAGCAUAAAACAGGCUGGCAAUUGAGAGAACAAUACAAAAAGUUGGGAAAUGCUCAUAGGAUAAAGGCUUCUGUCAAGGAGGCUGUUAAGAACAGAGUCAAUAGCAAACGGUAUAAGAUAGUUGCAGCUUGUCGAGGAAUCGAGGAUAAGGCAGACGAGAAGGAAAAGUGCCAGAGUGUUAAAAAAAAGGAAAAUGAUGAAUCAGAAACAGCUGUGGACAUCACAACAGAGGAAUUUAAACUGUAUGAUGCCAUGCUACCAGAGAUUGAUACGAAAGAGGAUGUUAUAACUUGCAAUGGAGUACCUAUGGAAACAGAGAAGUAUGUUUAUGACAUCUACUAUACACCUCAAUCCGUUGACUGGAUAGAAAAUAUAUGCGAGAUAGAAAAACAUCAUUUAGAGUUGUAUACUGGAUCUGAUAGUGAAGAUGAGGAUGCAUUACAAGAUGAUGAUGAUGAGAAUGAUGAAAAUAAUUGGAGGAAUGAUUAUCCUGAUGAAUCUGAUGAUAGCCAUUAUUCGGAUGAAAUAGAUUAUUUGAAUGCACAAUUACGGAAAGUAACACCAAAGAAUUAUGAUACUGAUGAGAGCUAUGAUGUAGACGACUAUGAAGAGGAUUUUGAUGAAGAAGGUAAUUUGAUUGAGUGUGGUUAUCCAGACUCUGGCACGAAGCUUCGGAGAGAGAUCAGAGAUAUGCUGAGCAGUGACAAAGAUGACAGUGAGAGUGACUGAACACAAGAUCUCAUUUUCUUUCAAUAUUUUACUCUGUUGAUAUUAUCCCAGUGUAAGGAUUAUGAUUUUGAUUUUAGGGGAGUGUUGUGAACAUGACUCAGUGGGCAUAUAGGAAGCAAUUUUUGUAUUAUUUCCAUCAAUAAAGAAAUAUGGAAUGUACCGUCCAUAAAUCAUGACUGGAAGAGCACAGGCUCCAGGGAUGAUGCUGUUGACACACUCAGGAUCCUAUUCCUACCAGCCAUGACUAGUGGUGAAGGUUGUAUUACAGAAAUUUUAUUAUUACAAAAAAAGAAUAAAGAUGAUAUAUAAGAAAAUGUUA